ACAAAUUAUAUUUACUUAAAAUAGAUAAAAAAAAAACACAACCCAAUGAAAAGAAACGUCCAAAUCCAAACCUUCUUCUCAAAAGUAAAAAAAUAUCUUCUCUCUUUCCAAAAUCCUAAUAUAAAAAGUGAAGAAGACACUGAAAACUGGUCUCACCACAAAAACAAACACAAACUUUUUUGAUAGAAAAAGAAAAAAAACACCAUAGCCAAAAUUAAGCUCUACCAUUUUCCCUUCCAUGCAUACCGUAAGGUUUGAGAUGAAGAUAUGAGUGUUUGUAUCUAUGGAAUCUCUGUAGAUUAGAGAUAAAAAAAGUUAGAGUGGUAGAGAUAAGUCACAUGAACAGUAGCGAAUAAUUAGGAGAAUAUUAAUUAAUUAAUUAUAAUUAAUAUUUUUUUUUUGGUUAGAUAAUUAAUUUAAUAUUAAUAUUAAGAAAGUUGAUGAAUAAUGGCAUUGGAAUUACCUCAUCUUCUUCCCUAUAAAUUGGUCAAAGGUCAAACUCUGGUGGCACAGGCGGCCAGGGCUGAACUAGCUUCUUCAGUAAUUCUAAAAUCAAAUUUCAUCAACAAUAAUUAUACAAAUUACUGUAAUAAUAAUAAUAAUAACGAGAGGAGACUUGUUGUGAGGAGGGAUUGGGAAACCAUGGCUUCUUCGCCUUCUCAUAGUCGUAACAAUAACGAUAUCAGAACAAUUAAUCAUCUUCGUCAUGUUGAUUCCAUGGCCACUAUGCCUUCCGGCGCCGGAAAAAUCCCUCGUUUGAAUGCUGUUAUUCUCGGCGAGGCAUUAGCUACUGAGGAAAACGAUCUAGUCUUUCCAACGGAUGAGUUCUCCCAACAGGCUCAUGUUCCUUCUCCGCAGAAGUAUCUUGAGAUGUAUAAAAGAUCGAUCGAGGAUCCGGCUGGGUUUUGGUCGGAGAUUGCUUCCCAAUUCUACUGGAAACAGAAAUGGGAUGACUCUGUUUAUUCUGAGAAUCUCGAUGUCAGCAAAGGAAGAGUCAACAUUGAGUGGUUCAAGGGAGGUAUUACCAACAUUUGUUACAAUUGUUUGGAUAAAAAUGUUGAAGCUGGACUUGGUGACAAAAUUGCUUUGUAUUGGGAAGGCAAUGACACUGGAUUUGAUGACUCUUUAACUUACUCUCAACUUCUCCACAAAGUUUGCCAGCUUGCAAAUUAUUUGAAAGAUAUGGGAGUUCAAAAGGGUGAUGCUGUUGUCAUUUACUUACCCAUGUUAUUGGAACUUCCAAUCACAAUGCUCGCGUGUGCUCGCAUUGGUGCUGUUCAUUCGGUUGUUUUUGCUGGAUUUUCUGCAGAAUCUCUUUCUCAGAGAAUCAUAGAUUGCAAACCAAAAGUUGUUAUCACUUGUAAUGCUGUUAAAAGGGGUCCUAAGAUCAUUCACCUCAAAGAUAUAGUUGAUGCAGCCCUUGUUGAGUCUGCCAAAACUGGUGUCCCCAUAGAUACAUGCCUUGUCUACGAAAAUCAAUUGGCUAUGAAGAGGGAUAUUACUAAAUGGCAAGACGGAAGAGAUAUAUGGUGGCAGGAUGUCAUUCCUAAAUAUCCAACUGAGUGUGCAGUGGAGUGGGUUGAUGCUGAGGAUCCACUAUUUCUGCUAUACACUAGUGGUAGUACUGGAAAACCUAAGGGUGUUCUGCAUACAACUGGAGGAUAUAUGGUGUAUACUGCAACAACAUUCAAAUACGCAUUUGAUUAUAAACCAUCUGAUGUAUACUGGUGUACAGCUGACUGUGGUUGGAUUACUGGGCACAGCUAUGUCACUUAUGGACCACUGCUCAAUGGAGCAUCUUGCAUAGUUUUUGAAGGGGCUCCUAAUUAUCCAGAUUCAGGACGCUGUUGGGACAUUGUAGAUAAAUACAAAGUAACAAUAUUUUACACUGCCCCUACAUUAGUGCGAUCCCUCAUGCGUGAUGGUGAUGAGUAUGUAACUCGCUACUCAAGAAAAUCCUUACGGAUCCUUGGCAGUGUUGGUGAACCUAUCAAUCCAAGUGCAUGGAGGUGGUUUUAUAAUGUGGUUGGAGAUUCACGGUGCCCUAUUUCUGAUACAUGGUGGCAAACUGAAACUGGUGGCUUCAUGAUCACGCCAUUACCAGGUGCCUGGCCACAGAAGCCUGGUUCUGCAACCUUUCCUUUCUUUGGAGUUAAGCCUGUUAUAGUAGACGAGAAAGGUGUUGAGAUUGAAGGGGAGUGCAGUGGAUAUCUGUGUGUGAAGGGCUCUUGGCCUGGAGCAUUCCGAACCCUCUACGGUGACCAUGAGCGAUACGAAACCACUUACUUUAAGCCUUUCACUGGUUAUUACUUCACUGGUGAUGGCUGCAGCAGGGACAAGGAUGGAUACCACUGGCUUACAGGAAGAGUUGAUGACGUUAUAAAUGUCAGUGGACAUCGUAUUGGUACGGCAGAAGUUGAAUCUGCUCUGGUUUCACAUCCCAAAUGUGCAGAAGCUGCUGUAGUUGGUAUUGAGCAUGAGGUGAAAGGACAGGCUAUAUAUGCAUUUGUUACUCUGGUUGAAGGUGAACCUUACAGUGAAGAAUUACGAAAGAGUCUCAUCCUUUCCGUAAGAAAGCAGAUUGGAGCAUUUGCUGCACCAGAAAGAAUCCACUGGGCGCCCGGGCUUCCAAAGACAAGGAGUGGAAAGAUUAUGAGAAGGAUUCUGAGAAAAAUUGCUUCUGGACAGUUAGAUGAGCUUGGAGACACAAGCACUCUUGCAGACCCGAAUGUAGUCGAACAGCUCAUUUCACUUUCCAAUUGCUGAAGACUUUUCUGGCCCGGAAGGUUCAGUUCUACAUAGCAAAGCACAAAAGGAGAGGGAUUUGUUAAGAUCAAGAGAUGUUAAUUUUUCUAUAGAAAAAAAUAAAUUAAAUUAAAAUUGAUUUGCUUUUGUAUUAUGUGCCUAUGUGGUAGUGUUGAGCAAUUUCUUUAUUCCAUAUGUUCUGAAGAAUAAGGCAUUUUAACAAAGCUGGUUUAGCAGCAUAAUUAAUAAUUCUUGUAUUUCUUGCAAUUUGUUUAUAAGAAUUAUUAAGUUAAUCAUUUUUAUAAUAAUUAUUAAAUUAAAA
Molecule: messenger RNA, 3067 nt
Organism: Cannabis sativa
Lineage: Eukaryota; Viridiplantae; Streptophyta; Magnoliopsida; Rosales; Cannabaceae
Product: acetyl-coenzyme A synthetase, chloroplastic/glyoxysomal
Exons: 20
Coding region: 448-2766 (772 amino acids)
Molecular function (GO): AMP binding; acetyl-CoA synthetase activity
Source: RefSeq, a predicted model, not a curated record